AUGCGCUGGUUGAUUUUCCUCUUCCUGUUGGGUGGCAAUGUCGUCGAUGUGGGGAUGGUUUUGAGGUGGAGAGGAUUGCGAAGCAGGGAGAUGGUGUGGGUAAUAAAGGAAAAUGAAUUUCGAAGUUGGGUCAUCUUGUGGGAAGGAGCUAUUCUGUUAUUUUCAUAUGGGAGGGAAAUUUGUGACAAAUGUGAAGGUGAAGUGAGAUAUAAUGGAGGUGGUGUAAGGUUAAGAAGCAUUAAGGAUGGGCUGACACUUAAAGAAUUGAGGCUAAUGAUAUGUGAGUGGAUUGGUGGUGAUCGAAGAAAUUAUGACAUUAAGUAUACAGUGGCCUUUGACGAGAAGACACUGAUUGACCUUCAUGAAAGUGCUGAAAUAUAUAACCUCUUUCAAUACAAUGGGAACAACGGUCAUGUAAUAGAGAGGUUCAUGGGCAUGUCACAGCAAACAGAACUGGAUGCAUCUUCUAUUAGUUUGUGUUGUGAUUAUGGCUGGUUUAAUGAAGAAAAUGCUCGUGAAUGUGACAAUGAUGAAAGAAGUGGGCCCCCUAAUGUGGAUACAUCCAUCAGAGUUGAAGAUACGGAUGGUAGUGAGAUGGUUCAUGUGGAAUGGAGGGGACUUUUUACAGGAGUAGGCCAAUGUUUUUCUAGUGUAGAUGUAUUUUGGGUGUCUACAUACAAGUUUGCACUUGCAAACAAGUUUGUGCCCAAGUAUGUGAGGAAUAGCAAGAAAUUCAUGUCGGUGAGGUGUAAAGUUGAGGGUUGUCCAUGGAAGCUAUGUGCAAAUCAUGUGGGGAAGAGUUGUAAUGUGCUACGAGUGACGACAUUUAUAAACUGGCAUGUUCAUUUUGCCCAAGAUAGCUUGGACGUGAUGCAUAGUGGAAGAGCUAGUUUGAACUCAUCAAUAAUGAUUGAUGAGAUGAGGGAUCAUGCAGACAAGUGCACUUCUCAGAUAAGGAAGAAGUUGAAACGAGAGCUAAAGGAAACAGAUGAAAAAAUCGUGGCUGAAUGGACUACUAUUGGGAAUCGGUUUGAGUGUAUUUUCAUUGCCUACGGGUCAUGCAUUGAGGGUUUCUUGGGUGGCACAAGGCAUAUUAUGUAUGUUGAUGGAACUCACUUAAACAGACCAUACAAGGAGACAAUGUUGUCAGUUUCAGCUUAUGAUGUAGAUAACGAGUUGCUGUCGUUUGCAAUUACAAUUGUCAAGAAGAAACACUAG
Neltuma alba is the source of this 1218-nucleotide messenger RNA. RefSeq lists its product as uncharacterized. Lineage: Eukaryota; Viridiplantae; Streptophyta; Magnoliopsida; Fabales; Fabaceae. The transcript has 4 exons. Bases 1 to 1218 code for a protein of 405 amino acids. The record is from RefSeq and is a predicted model, not a curated record.